AUGUUUAUGUUUGAAUCUUCAGAUAUUGAUAUAACAAACAAGCUCCUCGAUAUAGAUGAAAGCAAAGCUAGUAUGAUAGAAGAUCAUACUGUAUGGACAGAGGAACUAUAUAAAAGAUUAACAGAUCUCUGGAG
Molecule: messenger RNA, 134 nt
Organism: Dentiscutata heterogama
Lineage: Eukaryota; Fungi; Glomeromycota; Glomeromycetes; Diversisporales; Gigasporaceae
Source: the annotation of a GenBank genome assembly